UCACUCAGUCGUGCGGCAAACGCAAAGCUGAAAAGUAUUCUAGUUAUAUAGAUCUCACGUUCAGCGUCUUAUACGCCGUAGAAGAGAACUCAGAUCGAAAUCAGCUGUUCGAAGGCUUAAGAAUACCUAUAUAGAGAAAGAGAUAGAGCGCGGAUUAAAAUGCUAAACAGGUUCAUUGGUUUAUCGGCUGCGAUCGUGGGUCGCAGCAGUCGCAUCAGCGGCUUUCCGUCCUCGUCGCUGUUUAAAGCUGGGAAUCAGAAUCAAAACCGCACCAUGUCCACUGGCAAGGCUUUCAAGGUCCUGGUGACACACCCCGAAGUUCCCCAGGAGGGCAUUGACCUGCUGAAGCAGAACUGCGAAGUUACCCAGGUGCAGAGUGUGCCCAUCAACAGGGCUGAGCUUUUGGAGAAAAUCAAAGGAGUGGAUGGAGUUCUCUGGGGUGGACACGAGCCCCUCAACGCCGAGGCCCUCGAUGCCGCCGGUCCCCAGCUGAAGUCCAUCUCCACCAUGUCGGCGGGCAUCGACUACGUGGACGUGCCGGAGGUGAAGAGGAGGAAGAUCCCGCUGGGACACACUCCCACCGUCCUCAACACCGCCGUGGCCGAUUUGGCAGUGGGUCUCCUGAUCGCCGCCAGUCGCCGCUUCCACGAGGGACGCAAGAAGAUCGACAAUGACCAAUGGGAGAACUACCACCUCAACUGGCUGCUGGGCCAGGACAUCCGUGACUCCACCGUGGGAUUCUAUGGCUUUGGAGGAAUUGGCCAGGCUAUUGCCAAGCGUCUGUCCGGCUUCGACAUUGACAAGGUGCUGUACACCACCCGCCGUCGUGUGCACAAGGAGAUCGAGGAGGAGUUCAAUGCCAAGAAGGUCGAUUUCGAUACCCUUCUGGCCGACAGUGACUUCAUUGUCAUCGCCUCGCCCCUGACCAAGGACACCCAGGGUGUGUUCAAUGCCACCGCCUUCAACAAGAUGAAGGAGACCGCUGUUCUGAUCAAUAUUGCCAGGGGCAAAAUUGUCAACCAAGAUGACCUCUAUGAGGCUCUCAAGUCGAACCGAAUCUUUUCCGCCGGUCUGGACGUCACGGAUCCGGAACCUCUGUCGCCCAAGGACAAGUUGUUGACGCUCGACAAUGCCGUUAUCCUGCCCCAUAUUGGAUCUGCCACAAAGCGCACCCGUGCCGAUAUGUCCACCAUUGCCGCCCACAAUGUUCUGCGAGGAUUGGCUGGGGAGCCCAUGUUGUCGCCCGCCUACUUUUUCCCGAAUAUGUCUCGAGCCGCCAGUGCCUUCAAAGUGCUCGUUUCGCAUCCAAAUGUCCCAGUGCCGGCCUUGGAGCUCCUUCGAUCCCGCGGAGCGGAAACCAUCAUCUGCCAGAGUGUGCCGCCCUCAAGGGAGGAGAUCCUAGAGAAAGUGCCCGGCGUGGAUGCCAUCUAUUGGGCCCACUAUCAGCCCCUGAAUGCCGGAAUCUUGGAUGCUGCCGGAUCGCAGCUCCGUUGCGUGAGCACCAUGUCCUCGGGAAUCGAUUUUGUGGAUAUCCCCGAGUUCCAAAAGCGUCAAAUCCCAUUGGGACAUACUCCCGGAGUGGUGAAAAACUCGGUGGCCGAUCUGGCUAUUGGUUUGAUGAUUGCAGCUGGUCGGCAUUUUCACGCCGGACGCACCGAAAUUGAGAGGUCACAAUGGAAAAUCGAGCAGAUCAAUUGGAUGAUGGGUCAGGAAAUUCGCGACUCUGUCAUUGGUUUCUUUGGUUUUGGUGGUAUCAGCCAGGCAAUCGCAAAGCGUUUGCAAUGCUGGGAUGUGGCCAAGAUAAUUUACCACACUCGCAACCGAAAGGAAAACGACGGGGACUUCAAGGCAGAGCACGUAUCAUUUGAGAACCUUUUAAAGGAGAGUGAUUUUCUGGUGGUAGCUGCUCCACUCACAAACGAAACUAGGGACAAGUUCAAUGCACUGGCCUUCCAGCAGAUGAAAAAGAGUUCGGUGUUUGUUAACGUAGCCAGAGGGGGUCUUGUAAAUCAACCUGAUCUACAUGAUGCUUUGACAACUGGCAAGAUUUUUGCAGCUGGCUUAGAUGUCACCACACCAGAACCUCUGCCCGCCGAUAAUCCUCUUCUUAAGCUGCCCAAUUGCGUUAUCCUUCCCCACAUGGGCACUCAGACCAUGAAGACAACCAUUGAGAUGAGUUUGCUAGCUGCCAAUAAUAUCCUAAAUGCCAUAGAGGGUAAGCCUAUGAUCCGGCCUGCCUACUAAGGAAAAGUUCAAGAU
Molecule: messenger RNA, 2259 nt
Organism: Drosophila rhopaloa
Lineage: Eukaryota; Metazoa; Arthropoda; Insecta; Diptera; Drosophilidae
Exons: 10
Coding region: 160-2244 (694 amino acids)
Cellular component (GO): cytosol
Molecular function (GO): glyoxylate reductase (NADPH) activity; hydroxypyruvate reductase (NADH) activity; NAD binding
Source: RefSeq, a predicted model, not a curated record